Ictidomys tridecemlineatus (thirteen-lined ground squirrel) is the source of this 1171-nucleotide messenger RNA. It is a transcript of the gene Snapc5, whose product is annotated as small nuclear RNA activating complex polypeptide 5. Gene Ontology annotation, cellular component: nucleus. NCBI's taxonomy places the organism in Eukaryota, Metazoa, Chordata, Mammalia, Rodentia, Sciuridae. Gene Ontology annotation, biological process: transcription by RNA polymerase II; transcription initiation at RNA polymerase III promoter. The record is from RefSeq and is a predicted model, not a curated record.
CGCCAGGCUGACAGACUGUGGAACUUGGCGUCCUGACGAGCGGAGAUGCUGAGCCGGCUUCAGGAGCUGCGCAAAGAGGAGGAGACGUUGCUGCGACUGAAGGCGGCCCUGCACGACCAGCUGAACCGCCUCAAGGCAGGGAAAACAGCUGUUCAUGAUGCUGAGGCAGGAUCACAAGUUAAAGGCCAGCUUGAGCAAAUGGGUUGAAGAAUUGGCCCUCCAAUCAAUAAUCAGUUCUAGAAAAGGGGAUGAGAUGCUGUCUUCUCAGCCUGGUAUACCAGAACAGUCACAUGAUAUGUUGAUGCAUGUAGAUAAUGAAGCAUCGAUCAAUCAAACUACACUAGAAUUGAGCACAAAGAGCCAUGUGAUGGAAGAAGAAGAAGAGGAAGAAGAAGAAUCAGAUUCCUAAAGGAGGAUGAGACCCAGGAUUUGUUCUAAAAAUUAUAUUUCUAAGCCUCAGAUACUUCUUCAGAGAAGUCCUAUGGCCUACUUGAAAGGAAAGCAAGAAUCUUAGGAGGAAUGUGUCAUUGUACAAGUGGCUUCAUCAGUAAUAACUCAAGUUCCAGAAUGUUUUAGGAAAAGUAAAACAUAGUAACAAAAUCAAAGAUAUACUGUCUUAAAGUUGAGCAGUUUGGAUGGUGAAGUAUCUGUGACAAGAUUAGAUUUAGUAAUUAUGUUCAAAAUAAAAUUUCCUCUGAAAUCCUACUGAGAAAGAUACAAGCUAGGCUUUCCAGUCAACAAGUCUUUCAGAAAACCCAGUUAAGAGCUAUUUGUGUGCGAUUGAACCCUUGUGAACAGUUAGGUCACAGUCUAGGAGAGAAAGAUAACAAGACGAAGGACGGGGCACUUGAGAGCACAAGCUGCUGCCAUAUUUCAGAGACAUGGAAACACUGCCCACCUUAGACUGCUUUGUGUGGCUGUUACCACAUCUAGCUUGAAACAUCGCUGAUAAAAGAUGCUUCAGAAUAAAUUAUAAAUAACCAUCAUAGACCUUGCUGGUUUCUAGAUACAGAGGGAGAAAGCAGCAUUUCCUCCUCUGAGGGAAAUGGCAAGAUGGCGUAAAAUAAGAUCCAUUUCUGGCCCUUAAAGAAGAAAUGUGUCAUUAAAGAAGAUAUCAUUAUGCUUGGGAGAUUGCACUUUUAUAAUAAAAGAGAUGAUAACUGCAGAAUAA